AGGUUGUUGUGUCGGUCGAAAUACGGGAACGGGAAGCGGAAAUGCUAGAAAAUGGUAAUUCCGUGGGUGUGAGAGAGUGAGCUAAAAGAGUCAGGACAUAUGUUUGACGCUAGGGGAUUUUCAUAUAAAGAGUUGAGAGGGUCUUCAUUGCACAGUCUACAGCUCAGGGUACCUCGUGGUCUCAGAGUUCCGGCAUCCAGGUCCACGGAUUCGUCCAUCGGUCGUUCAACAUCCUCCCUUCAUACACAAGGUCCAGCAAUUGCCUCAGUCGACUCGCCACUAUCAACAUGAAAACCUUCGCUCUCUUCGCCGCCCUGGCGGCUACCUUGCUCGCCGCACCCAAUCCCCCGAGGCCAGCCGAAUGCCCACGCAACGCCGUGCAACCAAACGGCAUGCUUCCCCAAGGGUACAUCCGCCCCCAUCUCAUGCUCCCCAUUUCCGCGAAGAGGCCCGGUAGGGUGUUCCGGCCAGUCGACUGGGACAUGGGCAAAGUGACCCCCAAGGACUUUUGCAGUAUCAUCCAAUACGAACUCGACCCAGCCGACACACAGGGCAAGAUCUGCAACCUCGUGUUCGACUUCCCCCGGCGCAUGGAGGCGCAGGGCUUGUAUGAGUUCUCCGGCAGCGGCAAGUUUAACUUCACCGGGUAUGCGAUUGGAACGCGCGCAGUGUAUGGCGUCACGACGUACAACAACCAGCCUCCUCUUGGACCGAACCCGCCGAAUCCGCCAGCAGUCAUGGAGCCGGGCAAUUCGUACAUUAUCAAGUCCGAACCGUGCGGCAUUCCCGCUGGCGUCCGCGGACCGGUCACCUUUGCCUUCUCUCUCUGCUCUGAGGACACUCUUUUCGUCUUCGAAGAAAGGCAUUCUAUCUGCCCGCUCGGCUUUUACAUCAUUCUAACGGAUGACCCGAAUGCGUAGAAGGUGCUGGGAUGCAGGAAUGUGGGAAAGAGGACAUCGUUGGAAACUGGUCUGUUAAUGCGUAAUGUUGUAGUUCACGAGCCGCUGGGAAUUGAGGGCCUUCAGACU
Molecule: messenger RNA, 1028 nt
Organism: Trematosphaeria pertusa
Lineage: Eukaryota; Fungi; Ascomycota; Dothideomycetes; Pleosporales; Trematosphaeriaceae
Exons: 1
Coding region: 288-920 (210 amino acids)
Source: RefSeq, a predicted model, not a curated record